Lathyrus sativus (Indian pea) is the source of this 756-nucleotide messenger RNA. The record is from the annotation of a GenBank genome assembly. NCBI's taxonomy places the organism in Eukaryota, Viridiplantae, Streptophyta, Magnoliopsida, Fabales, Fabaceae.
AUGGAACCUACCCAAUUGAUUUCUCAAGAGUGGGAUUUUCUUAGUGGACAGUUCACAGCUGAGGAAGCUGAUUUCAUGACUCACUUCCUCGGUGGCAAUACCAACUAUUCUUAUUUUCCUGCUAAUAGUGCUAAUAUAUUUUCCACCACAACAAACAUUGAUUCCUUGGGAGAAGAUGCUAAAUUUAGUCCACAAUAUUUGGAUGAUAGUUUUAGCAAUCAGAUAAGUUAUGAAUGCAUUGAUCUUGAAUGGUCAGGUUUAGAGCCAGGGAAUCUGGUUCCUGCUCUUGGCAACAGCUUGCAAGCUAAGAGGGAGCAUGAAAUGAAUUUUGUUUCUGAAUCUCCUUCGGGAGAGGAUAGAACCAAAAACAUGGAGAAUCCUGCAAAGAGAUUUAGGAGCUCGAAUGAUUCGAUGGAGCUAAAUGAUGGAACAUGUCCAAGUAUAAGCCCAAAAGAACAUGAAGUGUCGAACGCAAAUUUAUGUAGAAAAUCAAGAGCGAGAAAUGGUCCUGCUACUGAUUCUCAAAGCAUUUAUGCAAGAAGGAGAAGAGAAAGAAUUAAUGAAAGAUUGAGAAUCUUGCAGACCCUUGUCCCAAAUGGAACUAAGGUGGACAUUAGCACCAUGCUUGAGGAAGCUGUUCAAUAUGUCAAGUUUUUGCAGCUUCAAAUAAAGAUUCUGAGUUCUGAUGAUACGUGGAUGUAUGCUCCAAUAGCUUACAAUGGAAUCAACAUUGGAUUAGACCUCACUUUUUCUUAA